AUGGAACCAUAUCCCCCGCCGUCAUCUGCGACGCUGUCGCCUCAAUCUCCACCCGUGGGCCCCGUGGGUCAAGCACCAUCUUCCAUUUUUCGGCCCCGUCGAUCCGACGAUUGGCACAAGUAUCGCGACAUCAUCGAGCAAUUGUACCGCAAUGACCAGCUGAAACUGCGCGAUGUCAAGCGAAUUAUGGAACGUGAAUACAGGUUCUAUGCCUCGGAGAAACAGUACAAAGAUCGCCUGGCUGCCUGGCAUGUGCGCAAGAACAUCAAGGCUAAAGAGGUGCAUUUGAUGAUUCGGAAACAGCAGAAACGUGCUGCUCGGGGGAAGGCGACUGCCUUCCGCGUCAAUGGUCAGGAUGUGGAUGACAAACGAAUCGCACGUUUUGUCCGUCGCUAUGGACGGUCCUGGAAUAAUGACAAAGAUCGGAAUCCUGAAGAGCAAAGUCCCGAGCCUAAAACUCCAUCGGAUAUGACUUGCUAUACACCGGAACCGGAGGAUACGGCACCAACGCCCGUCUCACCACCAGAUGUACAGUCUCCCACGAGGGAGACAUCGGCGUAUCCACUGAGUUACGAUCCCAGCUCCAUUGAAACUGUCCCGGAUCUCAUCAUGGACGAUGAUCACCACACGUUCCCACCCAUGCACAUGCACCCCAGCCAGGCUCAAACUCAAGCUCAAGCUAGGAGGACAUUUCACCCACCGGAGCCCACGAUACAUCAACUAUCUCUCCCACCAUAUCCGACCCACCAGCCUCAUCAGUCACGCCCUCCUCAUCCCUCUCAUCCCUCUCAUCCAUCAUAUUCAUCUCAUCCUCCUCCACCACCAGCAGGUCAUUCUCAGUCCGGCCACCCAUCAUUGCAGGCAGCGCCUUCGCAUUCUGUCGUUCACGCGCUUCCGUCGCAGCCUGCCAUGACCCAUGGCCAAAGUCAUGAACCCCAUGCCCACUCUCACCAGGCCCAGCCACCGUCGAUGCUUCCACAGCCGGGUAGUGCACCGCAUCACGCGACGAACAUGAACGGAACAUCGAACAUGUACCAUCAACCUCGGACGGGGACCUAUGCCAAUCUCGAUGCGUUUCAGAAUCGUCUGGGUGAAUUGGGGACAACUCUCAACGAGUCCAUGGCCAAGUGGGCCCGAGACCAAGACCCGAAUCAGGAACUCUACCAUGAAGGACUGGGACUAUGA
Molecule: messenger RNA, 1185 nt
Organism: Penicillium diatomitis
Lineage: Eukaryota; Fungi; Ascomycota; Eurotiomycetes; Eurotiales; Aspergillaceae
Product: Clr5 domain-containing protein
Exons: 4
Coding region: 1-1185 (394 amino acids)
Source: RefSeq, a predicted model, not a curated record